This is a messenger RNA of Blastomyces dermatitidis ER-3, 6911 nucleotides long. RefSeq names its product phosphatidylinositol 4-kinase. Gene Ontology annotation, biological process: phosphatidylinositol-mediated signaling; phosphatidylinositol phosphate biosynthetic process. Gene Ontology annotation, cellular component: plasma membrane; cytoplasm. The record is from RefSeq and is a predicted model, not a curated record. Gene Ontology annotation, molecular function: 1-phosphatidylinositol 4-kinase activity. NCBI's taxonomy places the organism in Eukaryota, Fungi, Ascomycota, Eurotiomycetes, Onygenales, Ajellomycetaceae. The coding region runs from base 514 to 6471 and encodes 1985 amino acids. The transcript has 9 exons.
AAUAACUAACUUAGACUUAAAUAGUUCGUUAUUUAAAUAAGUUUAGUUGGUUGGGCAAGCUGCAAGGUCAGCCUUGGUAGGCGUAACUACUAAAUACUAUUAUAUCUAAUGGCUGAAGGAGGACUGGUGGCUUGUGUUCGGUUCCUGAGGAUCAAAAAAUAAAAUAAAGUAGUUAUUUACAGCGAAGUGCGGCCCUUGGAAUAAUAUAAUGGUUUCUCAAACAGCUUGCAACAAAUUAAUAACCUUUAGCCAUAUAUAUUUCAUUCGACAAACCGAGAGCACAUGUUGAGUAAAUAAAUACUUCUCAUAUUUAACGUAGGUUUUGUAAUGUUGACACUUGUAGUUCCCCGUUAUGUAGUUAUUUUAACUAACUACUCCGUACAUUGUUUGCGGAGAACUAAUAAUAAUUAAUUGUUACUUCUCCUCUCUUUUCGCCACAACCACAAUCCAACAAUGUUUCCUCCGCUCCGUUUCUAAUCUCCUGCGGGCUCUUCAGCAGGUAGUCCUUUGAGCAUGUCUCUGUCUCGACCUUUCUGUCUAAGGCGAGCUGCCUUCGACAAGCUUGCGGACUUGGCCACGAGCUGCCCGGAGAGUGACGGCGGCAUCGUAUCAGACGUUGAUCGCCUGGGGAGGGCCUGCCAUCGCCCUAAGUUGAUCUCAGGCGGAUAUCUCGACGGUGUUUCUAAAGGCUGCAGUACUCCCCCUUCGCCCCUGACCAUUCGGGAAUUGGAUGCCCUUUUGGCGCUUUGUAGAGCGGCCUCCAAGUUGUCGUCUCCUAAACAUGCCGCGAAAUUGGUCUCCCAACUGGCUGGAUAUCUCCCCCAUUCUCAUCUCCUCCUACUUUACCCAUCUCCGUUCCUCUAUAGCAUCAAACCGUCUCCAUGGGAAGCCUUGACAUGUAAUCUCACUCUAUCCCUGUUAUCGCUUGGCUCCCGAAUUCCGCGUCACCGGGACGAUAUCCUCCAGGGUCUCACCUCCUACCUCGAAAAUUGCCUCCAUGCUGCAAAGUCCCUCCCCGCUCUGCGGAACCACGCGAAUGGCGAAAAGGAGCUGGGAGAUUUGCAGGCUGUCGUGGAUGUGGCAUCGAUUACGCUAUCCCUUGUGGGGUUCUUAGAAGCCGCUUCUGUUCAUGCCAGCUUUUGGACACCGGCAGAACGACUCCAGGUCGCCAAUCGGUUGCGGCUGAUUCUUUCAGAGCAGUUUUUGAUCACUGUUGAGACUGUCUCUUCUAUGCUCCGUAGCUCUGAAUCCUCCAAUCACAUUUUGCUGGGUUGGCGACGAUAUGCUCGCCGCUAUGCGUCCGAAGGGCGCCCACUUGGCGCAAUGCUGCUACAACGGGGCUUUAUGCGGUUUAUUAAGGCUUCAACAUCGCCUGCUGGUGCUGAUGGUCGAAGUAUUUCCGACAGCGCUCUCCUGGAUCAGUAUCUGAACGGCAUUCCACUAACCGAACAGGACCGCGAUGACAAACUCAUCCUAGUCAAUCCCUUCGCAGAAAUAAUCGCCGAGCAGAUGCAACAACUCGAGGAUGGAUCUGAUUAUCUACAACUCGGCUCGGCAUGGCAGCAACGGCUAGCAUUCUCUGUGAAAUUAAUUGCUAUAGUCAGCUUCCUCAAUUGCGUCAUUCUGGAUGAAGACUCGGCCGACCCUGACCUUCUUCUUUCAUGGCUAGAAGAUACGCUGCUCAAUCCCGAUCAAAUGGCCGAUCAGGAGCUCGCAGAAGUGGCCCUCAAAUCCCUAGCAAUCUUAGCAAAGCUAUUUUCUACCAUGACUUUAAAUACAACCCGCUGUUUCCUCAAAUUCAUCGUGCAUAACGGACAAAGCGGCGCCACCGUAGUAACCGCCGCCCGUUGCUUGGCUGAUACCCUUCGUCUUCUCUCACAGGACACCAUCAUUGGUAUGCUGUACACCUUAGGGAACGUUCUUAGUGCUGGCCCACCAGCUACAGACAAAUCACACCAAACUACUGCCAAUGGGAUAGGUUCUCAUACUCGAGGCUUGGCUCCACCGUAUCCUCAAACUGCGAACGGUAGUGUCAUAUCUCUCACGUUCGAUGAGGAUGCCGAAACAGCAAUUACCUACCGAAACGUGGUACAUGCAAUAGUCACGAUCUCUACAAGCUGCGGCGAUAGUAAAAUUGUGGCAUUGGCCCAGUCGAUGCUGUUACAGAAGAUCGGGAAAAUAAACGCAGUCGUCAACGCCUGUAUCAUCGAAGAAACCGCUGCGCUAGCCCUCCAUAGUGACGAGGCAGAAUUUCAAGUGCUUCUCAAAUUCUAUUCCCGUAUUUACAGCGAAGCCCUUGUCCAAGGGAAUGCCCUCAUCCUUGAUGCGGUCCAUAAGGCGAGAAACCAUCUAGCAGGAAAUAUGGAUCGACAAUCAUUCCAUUAUCGAGUGUAUCUAGUCUAUCUCCUCGAAAGUAUUGUUAAUAAAGGCGAUGUGGCUGACAGAGAGAAGGACCGCCAGAAGGUCGUGGAGUUAUCUGCAGAAGAAAUCGUCCCUUUGAUCAAACCACUUGCUAUCCCAUUUUCAAGAAGUCAAUCCAACUGGGAUGCUCUUGUCGGUGGGGGGGAGCAUGAUAUACCCUCCCUGCUUCGUGAUGUGUGGUUUAAUAUUGCGGCCCAUGGCAUUUCGCUGCGUUCAGAAGUUACUCGACAAUAUUACCAGGAACUCCGCAUCCUUGCAAUUCACUCCCCUCCGCUAGUUGCGGAAAAUCGCGCUGAGCUGCUGGAGAGCGAUAUUGAGUUGAACACUGUGCUGAGACGAGGAGCAACCCAGAACCACGCUGCAGAUCAACGAAAGAGCCUCGCCUUGGAGGUUCCACAUCUGGAAUACGAUAUCAGGCGGUUGAGCUAUCCGAAAACAGUCUUUUUGAACGCCACUUUACUGAUUGAGAGCCUGCGGGCUGCAUCUGGGGACUGCACCAAAGUUCUAACUUAUUUCCUCGACCCUGCCCUUAACAGUACGGAUGUCGGCAGUUGCAUGAACGCUAUUGCAGACAAAGUUGUGUCAAUCUACCUUGAAAAAGCUCUAUCUGGAUCUGCAAAAUUCUCAGCCGCGCAUAUUUCUGGGCAGCUGGCAGACACACUUAUGGCCUGUUGCCAUCGAAUCGAAAAAAUACAGCAGGUUGCUGCAGCCACUGCCAGCAAAAUAAUCAAUCAAUGCCCCUCUUCUCUGUGCCAAAAACGAUCUCUUUUUGUCCUUUUGGAUCUAUUGACUAUCAUGUGGUCAUCGUGCUUAGACGAGGAACUCGACGAGUUCGAGUGGAAAUCUACUUUCACCUCCACGAGGGGCGUCGUUAAGGUCGAGUUAUCAGAUAACUACGACUUUAGGAGGCUCACUUUCACCACUUUUUAUAGAUUGGCACAAACAUGGGUAUCGACAGUCAUGAAUAUUGCGCCGUUGGAUGUUAAGGGCUUGCUCCAAACCUACCUUUCGGAUUACGAGGACGACGGCGCCUAUGGCCAUAUCUCUAUCGGCCGUUCAUUCGCCUUGGAAAUGGGUUCUGCUAUUCCAUCCAGUGAUCAAAGAUUAGGCUCCAUCGAGGGUAAUGAAAAUUCGAUCGUAAACGUGGCUUCCGAUUUUAUUGCUCAGUAUACAACCCGCCAGGAGUAUCGCUAUUCCGAGGCACCAAGUUUACACUAUCAGGGAUGGGCACUCCCCCUUAACCAAAUUUCUAGAGACGAUUCGACCGCUUCGACACACCUAGAUACCAUUCAGGACACGCUGUCAAUGCUCGUCGAGUUGGAAUCCCGAAUAUCUAACGGCCAACCCGUCAUGCUAGAGCAGUGCCGGAAUCUUCUUCGCAAAGCUACUGCGCUGAUCUGUAGCGCUAGCGAAUCGCAAACCAUUAUCAUCUCACACCUCGUUAAUAUCCCAUUCCAGAUGUUUACAAGAGAGUCGAUCAAAAUGGGCAUUUCUUUAUGGCUGGGCGCGAUCCAUGAGAAUCCACAAACCGAGUCAAGGAUACUGACGGAAGUUGCACAAGCGUGGGAGCGGACCAUUCAGAGGAAGUUGGGGAUCUUCAACCCUAAUUUCAAAUUCGUUGACCCAUUCAUGACCAAAACGGAGUUUUCUCCAUCGGAUAAAUCCAUAGUCCUCAAACGCCAGCGGAAAGCGCAGAAUAUCAUAUCGCCACACUUUCGUAUCCUUCAGUUCUUCGAAAGCCACUUUAAUGCCACUAGACUUGGUAGUGUCCACACCCAACGCAUAUUUAGUCGUCUUGUAGGAGUCACUUUGGUUGAACUACAAAAUACCACCGGCCACCCACUUGCGCGUGAAAUUCAUUUCCACAUCGUCUUGUUUGGCUUAAAGGUUCUCCGAUAUUGUACGUCGCAAACGAAAAUUGCUUUAUGGAAAUUGAAGGAUCAAAUCCUUUCUGCUGCUUUGAGCUGGUUCAGCCAUCCGCCUAGGUGGUCCCUAGGCGGUAACCGCCUACAGAUGAAGGCUGAAGACAAGGUUCUUCAGGAUAUUGAGUCGCAUCUUGAAAGCACAUCCCGUAUAGCCACAGGGGCAUCCGCCGCGAGGAAAUCCCUCCAAGCCAAACAAGAAUUAGUCCGGCUACUUAUUGAAAACGAGCGAUUCCGACUACGAGUAUGGCUUUUCCCAUUGGAGCAUGAGAGACGGAAUUAUAUUUCAAGCUCAGGGAAUAAGGUCGAUCCCGAGAUUAUUUCGUCCCUGAUGAGGCUAGCAUGGGCAGAAAACCAUGGAUUAGCCCUACAACUCGCAAACCGGUUCCCCUCGCCAAAGCUUAGAAGCGACGCGCGCUGGCUGUUGCUCAACUUUCCAGAGAAGGCCAUUGGCGAUCCCGAUAGCCUGAAUAUACUCCUUGGAUCCGAGCUACCUCCUGAUGUGUCGUUUCAACUCAAGUAUCUUCUUUUCUGGGCUCCCGUAAACCCUAUUGAAGCGUCAACAUAUUUCUUACCAGUUUAUGGAAACCACCCAUUUAUCCUACAGUAUGCCGUGAGAUCACUGGAAAGCCAUCCUGUGGAGGUGAGCUUUUCCUACAUCCCACAGCUUGUCCAAGCCCUGCGAUAUGAUGCCUUAGGCUAUGUUGAGCGGUACAUCUUCGAGACUGCACAGCUAUCACAGCUUUUUGCCCAUCAGGUUAUCUGGAACAUGAAAGCGAAUGCUUACAAGGAUGAAGAUUCUCAGAUUCCUGAUCCUAUCAAACCUGUCCUGGACCAAUUCCUUGACAAGCUUAUCGGUCACUUCUCCGAGGAAGAUCGUGCCUUCUACGAGAGAGAAUUCUCUUUCUUCAAUGAAAUCACAGGCAUCUCUGGAAAACUACGACCUUACAUUAAACGAAGCAAGCCAGAGAAGAAGCAGAAAAUUGAGGAGGAACUGCGUCAGGUCAAAUUAGAAGUUGGGGUGUAUCUUCCAAGUAAUCCAGACGGAGAAGUGAUCGGGAUUGAUCGAAAAUCUGGAAAGCCCUUACAGAGUCACGCAAAGGCUCCGUUCAUGGCGACAUUCCGGAUUAGAAAGACCAAAAAGGUGGAGGAAAAUGGCAAUGGGAAUGGUCCUAUGAUGCUAGAGGUUAAGGCAGAUGCCUCACAGCGCCAAGCAAGUGUUGAUGACUCGGUGCUGCAGACUGCUGAUGCCCAAGAAUCUCAAUCAACGUACGAGGUCUGGCAGUCAGCCAUCUUUAAGGUAGGCGACGAUUGCCGCCAGGACGUACUGGCGCUGCAAAUGAUCGCAGCUUUCCGGAGUAUUUUCAUGGGUGUUGGCUUGGACGUGUUUGUAUACCCAUAUCGCGUCACGGCCACAGCACCAGGUUGUGGUGUAAUUGAUGUGCUCCCUAACUCUAUUUCACGAGACAUGCUUGGUCGCGAAGCCGUCAAUGGCCUCUACGAUUACUUCGUUUCCAAGUAUGGCGGUGAACAAUCUACCCGCUUCCAAGAGGCAAGAAGCAACUUCGUCAAGAGCAUGGCUGCCUACUCUGUCAUAUCCUACCUUCUCCAAUUCAAAGACCGCCAUAACGGAAACAUUAUGAUCGAUGACGCUGGCCAUAUCAUCCACAUCGAUUUCGGCUUUUGUUUCGACAUAGCACCAGGUGGUGUUCGAUUCGAGCGCGCGCCUUUCAAGCUCACCUCUGAAAUGGUGGCCGUAAUGGGAGGGCAGAGCAGCUCGGGUGGUUCGUCGUCAACGAGCGGCGAUAGCGGUGGGAUUUCUCUUGGUGGUCACAACCCAAUGAAUUCGCAGUCAUACCGUUGGUUCGAGUCACUUGUCGUUAAAGCCUUCCUUGCUUCCAGACCGUUUGCAACCAAGCUAUCACACAUUGUCACGCUGAUGCUUGACAGCGGGCUGCCGUGCUUUAAGCCUGACACGCUGAAAAACUUCCGCGACAGAUUUGUCCUUGAAAAGACUGAGCGCGAGGCUGCCGAACACAUGCGAGAACUCGUGAAGAAGAGCUACAUGAGCGUGUCGACGAAAGGCUAUGAUCAGUUCCAGAUGCUGACAAACAAUAUCCCUUAUUAAAACUUUGUUCUCUCCGAGUAACGUGGGAUUUUUCUGACGAUUCCCACAAUCAACGUGUUUUCUCUCUGCCCUAUUUCUUUCGUUGACAAGCGGCUAAGUCCAACUUCACUUGCUGCAUAUUUUGGUUUGUUUCGUUUUUUAUUCUCCCUCUCUUGAAAGUACCUCAGCUAGCUAGUCAAAUUUAAUAACCCUCGUUUUCCUUCCAAGGGGUUCGGUUCUCCUUUGCUUUCUAUUAUCAUAGACUAAAAUCAUCGCUUCAUCAAAUGGGGAUUCCCUUGUACAUUUACUUCAAUGAAGUUUGGGCCAAUCUGUUCUAUACAUCUGUGAUCGGAUAGAAUGUCCCCACACCAAGGUGGAUUGAUGUCGUGUUCUACACCUAGCUACAGGUAGUAAUAUAUAUAUACAUUCAUAUUUAUUUGAUUUCUUCGUAGGAAAUAAAA